GCAAGAAACAGUUUGGCUAAAGACGAGGUUAACAAAUCAGUGUCUUACAACAAAAGCAGGUUCAAACUUACGCUGGGAAGGACCGGAACGUUCGAGCACGACCAAGGAGGUUGAGAAGACACUGAGCUGCAGAGAGCUGGACGUCCAAGACGUCUCGAAAAGUAAACACCACUGGAAGUCGUGCAUGCGAUCUCUUUAAAGCUCGCUUUAAGAAUGUUUCAAUUGCUGCCUUGGACCUUUGCUGUUGACACCGUACAUUUCUGGGUGCACUAUGGCCUGGUGUUCCUUGGCUUCCUGCUAGGGGGCGUCACUAUCCUUGUACAGCUCAGUAAACCGGCACCUUAUGGAAAAUUUGAUCAGGGUAACAGUGAAUCUUGGGGAGUGACCAUCAACCAGAGACUGGGCCAUAUACUGUCUGAUGCCACACCUGGAGUGCUACUUUUCUUGCUGGUAUUCUUCCUGUAUGGCACUGAGAGGCAGUACACCAACUAUGUUUUUCUGGGCCUGUGGCAGGCACAUUACAUUCACAGAGGAAUCAUCCACCCUCUUGUAAUGAGGUACAGCAAGGCUCAAGUUCCCCUGGGAAUCACCCUGGGUGGCCUGUUUCCCAACUGUAUCUUUAGUUUCCUGUGUGCUGAUUGGAUCUCCUCUGCAAGAUAUCCUGACCAGUACUACUAUGACCCGAGGUUCAUCAUAGGUCUUCUACUCUUUGUAUUUGGGUACGUCACUAACAAGUGGGCAGACUUGAAGCUCAGAAGCCUGAGGAGACAGAAAGGUACAGAUGGAGCGGGUAGGGCACAAACUACUUUUGAAUCUUGGGGAGUGACCAUCAACCAGAGACUGGGCCAUAUACUGUCUGAUGCCACACCUGGAGUGCUACUUUUCUUGCUGGUUUUCUUCCUGUAUGGCACUGAGAGGCAGUACACCAACUAUGUUUUUCUGGGCCUGUGGCAGGCACAUUACAUUCACAGAGGAAUCAUCCACCCUCUUGUAAUGAGGUACAGCAAGGCUCAAGUUCCCCUGGGAAUCACCCUGGGUGGCCUGUUUCCCAACUGUAUCUUUAGUUUCCUGUGUGCUGAUUGGAUCUCAUCUGCAAGAUAUCCUGACCAGUACUACUAUGACCCGAGGUUCAUCAUAGGUCUUCUACUCUUUGUAUUUGGGUACGUCACUAACAAGUGGGCAGACUUGAAGCUCAGAAGCCUGAGGAGACAGAAAGGUAGCAAUGGAUACUACAUUCCAUCUGGAGGACUUUUUGAGCUAGUGGCCUGUCCAAAUUAUUUUGGGGAAUUGGUGGAGUGGUUAGGCUGGGCUGUGGGUACAUGGUCUCUGUCAGGACUAGCAUGGAUGCUUUUCGGAUGUGCUACAUUCGUACCAAGAGCUGCACAUACAAGGAAAUGGUACUGUGAACAGUUUAUGGAGUAUCCCAGAGGACGGAAGGCUUUAAUUCCCUUUGUGUAUUGACAAAUAGUUCAUGGACUUUCUCGAUAAUAUAAUGUAUUGUACCAGAUGUACAUGAAAGUUGGUGUUGAUAGUAAUCAUAGUAAAAUGUUGAACUUUAUUCCAACACAAGGGUUACACAGAGAUCAAAUUUUCAAUGACCACUGUCGCCUUCAUCAGGAUAAUUAAAUUGACCAAUCACUUCUGAACGUAGACUCGCGAGAGUUACAGACACGUGGCCUUCGUUAUUCACGCAAGACUUUAUGGAUACAUGACGUCAGCGUCAGUGAUAAAACGUGCCAGGGAGUUUACACUGUAUAAGAUUUUGAGAUGUUUAAUAGAACAAUCAAUAAUUGUAUUUGCUUUGCUGAGGGAGCCAAAAUCAUAAUGUUUUAGAAAAGUUACUGUUCUGAGACAUCAUAAAGUAAAACUUACCCUAAAAGAUAUUGACAGUAAUGAGAAGCAUUGACAACAUGAUUGUUAAUAAGAUAUGCUAUUGUGCUUUAUCAACACUAAUACAUGUAUAUAAAAAAAAUGACAUGUAAAAUUAAUUGUACAUGAUUACAUAAUUACAUGGACUGCACCUUUACUUCAAGUGCCUCAAAAUAUAUUAAAAUAAAUAAUCGGGGGAAAAAUAGCUGAAGUAUUAGUAAAAAGUAGUAUACAUAACAUACAAUAUUUUACAGUCUUUCUUCUAGAUUUUGGUGAGAUGUAUAUUAUUGCACUGACUUCAACUUUUGACAGAGAGUACAAAGUUUGUGUGUGCCCUUCAACACUUCAACAAACUACUUUUGUUUUCAAGACUCGAUGUCUGUACCAAGGUUUAUCUUUCGUGAAAUGUUUUGACUGCAAAAAUGAUGCCAUUGAUAUUUCUAGACUUUCACCGGGAAUAUAAACAGUAAACAUACAAAACAACAGAUAAAUCCGUUAAGCACCAUUAAAUUAGCACCACAGGUUUGAAUCAUAGUACACAGAAAUUAGAAAUAGCAAAAGUUUGAACAUCAGUAUUUGUCAAGAAAUUAAAGGCAUUUCAAUGCAAUUUUAGGAUGGCAAAAUGGUGCUUGUUUUGCACCAUAGACUGGUUGUAGCUAAUGUAUGGAUGGGCGGUACCCAAACAUUGAAGAGACGCCUCAUGUAGCUAGUUUUGGGCUAUUCCAUGCAAACGCUUGAGGUAUGAAAUGAUGACGAAAAUGUGCUAAGAAAUGGCAGUAAAUGUCAAUAUCAGACAGACUUCCUGACCCAGAAUAUUUUUUUGUUUUGCCAACCUGAAAUUGCAUUGGAUGACAUAGUGAAGCAACACUUGUGGAGUAUGCAUUGCCUUUGAGAACUUGAAGCUCCUAACACUUGUGCUGUUGGGUUUAGAGCACAACAAACUACAACUCUUACGAUGACUCUUAAAUGAAUAAAUAUCUCUCCCUUGUGAAGUAAAAAUAAAUGGCAUCAUUUUACAUGACAUAUGUCUAAAUGGCUGACAACAGAUUAUUUACUUUAUUGGUAUUACUGUUCGAAUACAACACAAAGAACUCGCCAACAUUUUGGUUGCCUCUAGAUGUACUUAGUCCACAGACUGUACAUUUUGACUUCUAAAAACAUUGAGCUGGGUAAUAAAUUGUGUUCCCCAGUACUCCAGACCAAUGUUCUAGCCAGCCUGAAUGGUUUUUCUAUUAUGAUCUCAAUUUUGUAUGACGUAGCAUCAUGUCGAGUGCCAAUCUUUGGGGGUGUGGGGGCAUGCUCCCCAAGGAAAAUUUUGAAUCUCAACCCUCUGACAUGCUAUUUCCUGACAUGCUAUUUCCUGAAUACUACAUCAUACAUGUCGUAGAGGCAACAAAAAACUUGAGUUUCUUUGCGUAGGAACAGCUAGCAAAUGUUAACCAAUCCAGAAUGUAGAUAAACCUUCAUGCUAACUGUAAUCUAAGACAUACAAUACAAGCAAGGCUUGGUGAGAAGCAACAUGUAUAGUCAGUCAUGCUUGUGUUCAGCAAUAACAACUCUUGGGCAAUCGAUCUAUUCACAAUAAGAAUUCAGAAAAGGUUGCAAAAAUGGAGCAUGUCAGAGAGAACUAGCAUGUCGGCAGAACGUACUGAGCCUGUGCAAAACGUCUCAUUUAAGGUUGUAGUAUUCGCGUUUUUAAGACUAACAUUCCAUCUCAUAGUGUUGAAAUGUUGUGUUAGAAAAGAUAUGCAAUGGGCGAAAUUCUGAUGUAACGUUGACCAAACAUCCAACAAAACUGAAAAAUCUGGGUUAGCACAGGAGCAGUAUGUCUGCUGACUGAGAAACUAAGUUACAUACUUGUUGUAGGGGGAUGCAAACAUGUACAUACCUACAACAGGGUAAGGCACAACUUAGAUUGAAACUAAAAAGCCCCUACUACUAUAACAUGUCUAUUAGUAAUCAAUGCACUAACAUGUAUGGUAUAUUGCUACUCUGCACUGUGCCAUAUGAAUUGCUCUGAAGCUUCUAUUGCCUUGUGUCCCUAUAGGGGUAAUUGCAAUCUCCAUGGCCUUUUGAUAUCUCUAUACUUUUCACUUGAUCAAGGUUGCUUUGGGUUGGUUCAGGAAAGUCAUUCUGUAUGGAGCCUUAUUAAAGACAACCAAUGCAAUUUCAGGACUGUCACAGU
This is a messenger RNA of Branchiostoma belcheri (Belcher's lancelet), 4054 nucleotides long. Its product is annotated as steroid 5-alpha-reductase DET2-like. The transcript has 15 exons. The coding region runs from base 214 to 1461 and encodes 415 amino acids. The record is from RefSeq and is a predicted model, not a curated record. Gene Ontology annotation, molecular function: oxidoreductase activity, acting on the CH-CH group of donors. Gene Ontology annotation, biological process: lipid metabolic process. Lineage: Eukaryota; Metazoa; Chordata; Leptocardii; Amphioxiformes; Branchiostomatidae.